CAUGGAGUCCCCGCCCACCCGGGCUGCCCUGUCUGUUUUCCUAAACCCACUGUGUGGUUCCUCCUCCCAACCUGUCCGCAGUCCCGUCCGUCCGUUCAGCGCAGCUUGGAACCGUCCACAGCAACAUGCAGGAUGGCGAGCGUGGAGACAGCAGCCGAACACGAACGCAUCCUGCGGGAAAUCGAGAGCACGGACACCAACUGCAUCGGACCGACACUCCGGUCGGUGUACGACGGUCAGGAGCAUGGCCUCUUCAUGGAGAAGCUCGACGCCCGGAUCAGGAACCACGACAGAGAGAUUGAGAAGAUGUGCAACCAUCACUUCCAGGGUUUCGUCGACUCCAUUACUGAGCUGCUCAAAGUUCGAGGAGAGGCCCAGAAGCUGAAGAGUCAGGUGAUUGAAACCAACGUACGACUUCAGGAAGAUGGGAAAGUGCUCAUCGGCUCCAUGGAGGAGCUGAAACAGUGCCGAGUGCAGCAGAGGAACAUCGCCACCACCGUAGACAAGCUGGCUCACUGCCUGCCAGUUCUGGAGAUGUACAGCCGACUGCAGGAGCAGAUGAGAGCCAAAAGGUACUACCCUGCGUUACGGACUUUGGAGCAGCUAGAACACACAUGUCUUCCCAGAGCAGGCCAGUACCGGUUCUGCUCCAUCAUGGCUGAGAACAUCCCCAAGCUGAGGAUGCACAUCCGGGAGACGGCCAUGACGCAGCUGCGAGACUUCCUGGAGAGCAUCCGCAAACACUCGGACAAGAUCGGAGAGACGGCCAUCAAACAGGCUCAGCUGCAGCGCUCGCUGGACAGCGCCGUCACCCUGCAGCCCAGGGCUCUGAUUGGCCGGCGCGGCAGGAAGGAGGCGGCGGUGGUAACUGAGAGCAGCGGAGAGGGCGGCAGCCCCCUGUCUGAGCAGGACUCUGGCAUUCUGGACGUGGAGGAUGAAGAGGAGGAAGAUGUCCCAGGAGCUCAGGACCUGGUGGAUUUCUCCCCCGUCUACCGCUGCCUCCACAUCUACACUGUGCUGGGUUUGCGUGAUGUGUUUGAGAACUACUACAGAAAGCAGAGGAGGAAACAGGCUCGCCUCGUACUGCAGCCGCACUCUAACAUGCAUGAAACCCUGGAGGGAUACAGGAGGUACUUCAAUCAGAUUGUUGGCUUCUUCGUCGUGGAGGACCACAUCCUUCACACCACCCAGGGGUUGGUCAACAGAGCCUACGUGGAGGAGCUCUGGGAGCUGGCUUUGUCCAAAAUCGUCGCUGCCUUGAGGACGCACUCUUCGUACUGUGACGACCCGGACCUGGUUCUGGACCUGAAGAACCUCAUCGUCCUGUUUGCCGACACUCUGCAGGGUUAUGGUUUCCCCGUGUCCCAGCUGUUUGACAUGCUCCUGGAAAUGCGGGAGCAGUACGGAGAAAUCCUGCUGAAGAGGUGGAACCUCACCUUCAGGCAGAUUCUGGACCAGGACAACUUCAGUCCAAUCCCGGUUUCUACAGAGCAGGAAUACAGACAGUACACUUCUCAGUUUCCCCUCCAAGACCCGGAACUGGAAAAGCUUUCCUUCCCCAAGAAGCUUCCCUUCUCCGAGUUUGUGCCAAAAGCCUACUGCCAGCUGAAAGAGUUCAUCUAUGCUUGCCUGAAAUACUCCGAGGAUCUUCAUCUCAGUUCCACGGAGAUCGACGACAUGAUCCGCAAGUCGACGAAUCUGCUGUUGACCAGAACCCUCAGUAACUGCCUUCAGUACGCCAUCAAGAAGAAGAAUGUGGGCCUGGCAGAGUUGGUGCAGGUGAUCAUCAACACCACCCACCUGGAGCAGAGCUGCCACUUCCUGGAGGAGUUCAUAACCAACAUAACAAACGUCCCGCCUGAGACGGCGAACGCCACCAAGCUGUACGGGACCGCAACGUUUAAGGACGCCCGCCAUGCAGCGGAGGCGGAGAUCUACACCAGCCUGAACGCCAAGAUCGACCAGUUCCUGCAGCUGGCGGAUUACGACUGGAUGUCUGCGGCGCAGAGCAGCGGCGGUCUGACCACCAGCGACUACCUGAUCGACCUCAUCACGUUUCUGAGGAGCACGUUCAGCGUCUUCACCAACCUGCCGGAAACGCCUGUAGAGCACGCCACCUUACCGGGGAAAGUCGCCCAGACGGCCUGCAUGUCGGCCUGCAAGCACAUCUCCACCUCCCUGAUGCAGCUGCUGCUCGACCCAGAGGUCCGGCAGAUCUCCAUCGGGGCUCUGCACCAGCUCAACGUCGACCUCAAGGAGUGCGAGAGUUUUGCCAGAGCCGGCCCGGUCGCAGGCUUCCAGGGUGACACGUUGCUUCUGGCCUUCAGUGACUUGAGACAAUUACUGGACCUUUUCACCCAGUGGGACUGGUCCACUUACCUGGCUGACUACGGGAAGUCCACCUGCAAAUACCUGAGAGUCAACCCACACACUGCGCUGGCCCUGCUGGAGAAGAUGAAGGAGACGAGCAGGAAGAAUGUCGUCCUCGCCCAGUUCAAGAAGGCGGACAGAGACCGACAGAAGCUCAUCGACGCCGUCAUCAAACAGCUACGCAACCUCAUCGCGCAGCAUCACGCCUAAACGGAGCCUCCUGAUUGGUCAGGAGCGCCUUCCAUCAGCCAAAAAUCAGAACUAGCGCCGCGAUUUUGGUUUUCGUUUCCAUUCGAUCUCCUGCUCUUUAGUUGCUAACCAAGCUGCCGUCAGUUAGCAAAUCCUUGUAGAAAGCUACUGAGCCUUUAUUUUGGUGGAGAAGCAGCAGAUUAAUGAGCCGAAUCUAAAGGUGCUGCUCCUGAACGUCAUUCAUGCUGUCAGGUUUGACUUAUUCCUCCAUAUGGUGCCAGAUGUACGGAAGCCCUGAAAGGCCAAACAAGAAAAUAAAACAUUUUCAAAGUCUGACCAAAUUUUGGACUUCUCUCAACUUCAGAGGUCAAGACAAAAGUAAAACUAAGAUUUUUUUUGUCAAAUUGGAGGAUAAAAAAAUUUUUAAAAUUGAAAAUAUUUCAUUCUACAUGGUUUGUUGUACUUUCACGACUUUUAAGGUCAAUAAAAAACAAAAAUUUGGUCAAACUUAGUUAAAAACAAUUCUCAUUUGGCCUUUCAGGACUCAUGGCUCAUUGAGUAAGACGUUUCCAUGGAAACGGUUCAUAAGGAAUCCAUGAACACCAAAUUUAGCCUGAGACUCUUCCAUUUUUCCCGACUGAAUAGGUUGGUUUAAGAAGCGACUUUUAUUGUCUUCCACUUCGCUCGUCUUCGUUUCCUGUAGCACAACGAUGAAGCACGUUGAAUGUACGUCUGAGAGAUUAUUCUGCCGUUUGUGAUGUCAUGUUAGGUUGCUGAAAACUUAGAAAAGCACUGAAAUAAAGUUUAAAAAAAGCAAAGUAAAUACAGAAUGUUACUGCAAUAUUUUCUUAAAGGGAUAUAGUCAUAUUAAAUAAAAAAAGACACCCACUGGUUGUUGGAUCAAAAUUUACAAAUGGUCUAACAUUCAAAUGCAAACAUCAGUUUAAAAAAAACACAAAUGGAACCAAAAUGGAAAUGUUUUGUGAAACUAAGUACACCUUUGGGUGUGUUUUCUUUUUAACAUGACUGUAGUUUGGAUUCUGCGAAGUGGGGUUGAAUGAAAAGCCUUGAAACAUUAGCUUAGAGGGGGAAAAAUAAACAUUUAAGGAAUAUUUGGGUUCUGUGGCCUAAGUAUGAGCAGUCACUAUCUUCCCAGGCUUCAGUCUCAGUGAUCCUGGAUUGGAAAACAGUUCCUAGUUUAUUGAAUAUUG
Poecilia latipinna (sailfin molly) is the source of this 3770-nucleotide messenger RNA. It is a transcript of the gene exoc6b, whose product is annotated as exocyst complex component 6B. Gene Ontology annotation, biological process: exocytosis; Golgi to plasma membrane transport; intracellular protein transport. Gene Ontology annotation, cellular component: exocyst; membrane. Lineage: Eukaryota; Metazoa; Chordata; Actinopteri; Cyprinodontiformes; Poeciliidae. The transcript has 23 exons. The record is from RefSeq and is a predicted model, not a curated record. The coding region runs from base 133 to 2580 and encodes 815 amino acids.